UCGUAAUGUCUGGAAAUCACAAAGCGGGAAUUAAAUAUCCUUCAGAAUAUGUCAAGCUCAAUAUCGGCGGUUCCUUACACUACACUACUUUAGGGACACUCCAAAAACAUGAUACUAUGUUACGAGCUAUGUUUAGUGGUCGCAUGGAAAUUCUUACAGAUCCCGAAGGGUGGAUAUUAAUAGAUAGGUGUGGAAAACAUUUUGGAACAAUCUUAAAUUUUCUAAGAGACGGAUCAGUUCCAUUACCAGAAAGUACGAGAGAAAUGGCAGAAUUGCUUGCAGAAGCAAAAUAUUAUUGCAUUACCGAGCUAGCUGAAUCUUGUGAACAAGCACUUCUUCGAAAAGAGAGAGAAGCAGAACCUAUUUGUAGAAUUCCACUUAUUACUUCUCAGAAAGAAGAACAAUUAUUAAUUAGUAGUACUACUAAACCAGUAGUGAAGUUGCUUGUUAAUAGACAUAAUAACAAGUAUUCAUAUACAAGUACAUCAGAUGACAAUCUCUUGAAAAACAUAGAAUUGUUCGACAAAAUGUCCCUUAGAUUUGGUCGUAGAGUAUUAUUUAUUAAAGAUGUGAUUGGCUCCAGUGAAAUUUGUUGUUGGACAUUUUAUGGUCAUGGUCGCAAAGUUGCAGAAGUUUGUUGCCACUCCAUUGUUUAUACAACUGAUAAAAAACACACAAAGGUUGAGUUUCCAGAAGCCAGAAUUUAUGAAGAAACAUUAAAUAUUUUGUUAUAUGAACAUCGAAAUGGUCCAGAUCAAGAAUUAAUGCAAGCAACAUCAUCACGUGGUGCAGUCAGUGGUGCACCACCUUGUACAUCAGAUGAAGAAGAGGGUGAGCGUUCAGGCUUGGCUCGCCUUCGCUCCAACAAACAAAAUACCAACUGACCCAAUCUUACCUCUCUUACCCCUCCUAAUCCAGCGACUCUUAGCGUCGUUCGAGUCCUCGCCCUUAAGACACGAGCCAAUACAAAGUAAGAUGUGUGAAAAAAAAAUGUACACAAAAUUUUAUAUACAUGCAUAUUUAUAGAUAAAGAUAUCUAUACAUAUACAUACAUAUAUAUAUAUGUAUGUAUAUGUAUAUCUAUGUAUUCUCUUGAGCGAAAAAUGAACAGUAUGAUUAAAAGUGAUUAUUAAUUAUAUUAUGCAUUGCAUUUCAUUGCAUUGCAUUGUCUUACUCACUUCUUUGAUCUAUAUCUAAACAUCCUAAUUAUUUCACAUAUUUGAAAUCAUUUUUAGAACCGAAUGACACAAUUCGUUUUGGAUUUAUAUUAUAAGAUAUCGAUAUGUAAAAUAUAAGAAUACGUUUUCGUAUUUUUUAUUUUCACAUCGUAAAUUUGAAAAUAAGUAUUUUAAGAGAACACAUAUACGAGUACUACUUAUGUGCCAAAUGUUCGUGUCAGAUGUAAAACAAGAAUAAGUCGAAGUUGCCAUUUUGUGACUGAUGGAAUUAUUUACUCUUAUACUCUAUAACAACUUUUAAGCAGUUAUUAAGAUUAAGAAAAUACAUAAGAAACUUACAAAAUAUAAAAUUAUGUUAUUACAAAUAUUAUUAUUUUUAUAUAAUUAUAUUAUUAUUAUUAUUUGAUUAAGAUGCUUAACAUAU
Messenger RNA from Apis laboriosa (Himalayan honeybee), 1602 nucleotides. RefSeq names its product BTB/POZ domain-containing adapter for CUL3-mediated RhoA degradation protein 3. Gene Ontology annotation, molecular function: protein binding. NCBI's taxonomy places the organism in Eukaryota, Metazoa, Arthropoda, Insecta, Hymenoptera, Apidae. Gene Ontology annotation, biological process: protein homooligomerization. Bases 6 to 884 code for a protein of 292 amino acids. The record is from RefSeq and is a predicted model, not a curated record. The transcript is spliced from 4 exons.